AUGGUAGAAGAAACUAAGAACAUAGUUAUGGCUAAUAAUCCUCAGAGAAAUUAAGGCAUAUUCAUCAAAUGUGAUUUUUAUAAAGAACUCAAGCAAUUCAAAUUUAAAGAUAACUAUUUAAUGCCUCAGUCAUUUUUUACAAGUACGCUCAAAUACUAGUUCUACGAAGUACCUCUUAAUCCAACUAAAAAGUAAAUUCUCAAUUCAGUUCAAAAAGGAUUAGAUAAGUUUUUCUAAGAAAAAAAUACUUCUGUCUUGUUAGUCACAUUUUGUGGAAAGUUAGUAAGCAGCAAAUAAGAUAAGAGCAAGUACAAUGUUGUUGUAAAAUCAGAAAGUUUUGAUAAAAAUAAUUAAGAAGAAAUUAUUGACUUGGAGUAUUUAAUCUUAGAUUUAGUUUGA
Molecule: messenger RNA, 399 nt
Organism: Stylonychia lemnae
Lineage: Eukaryota; Ciliophora; Spirotrichea; Sporadotrichida; Oxytrichidae
Source: the annotation of a GenBank genome assembly